AAGCGGAACGCAUGGCAUUCGAGAGGUACCUAGUUUUGGGUCUUUUAGUUCUUCAUGUCUCAUUGACAAACACCAUUGCUGUUAGACCAAACCAUUACAGUACUGCUUCGCUCAGCCGGAGCAGUUUCCCGGAAGGUUUCAUUUUUGGGACGGCAUCAGCGUCUUAUCAGUUUGAAGGUGCUGCAAAAGAAGAUGGUAAAGGGGCAUCUAUAUGGGACACUUACACCCAUACAUAUCCAGGUAAGAUAACGGAUCAUAGUACUGGAGAUGUAGCUGUUGAUCAAUAUCACCGCUACAAGGAAGAUGUUCACCUUAUGAAGAAAAUGGGUUUAGAUGGAUACAGAUUGUCAAUCUCAUGGUCCCGAGUUUUACCAAAUGGAAAGCUAAGUGGGGGUGUGAAUAGGGAAGGAAUUAAAUACUACAACAACCUCAUCAAUGAGCUCCUAGCCAAAGGUGUAAAGCCUUUUGUGACACUCUUCCACUGGGAUCUUCCCCAAGCCUUAGAAGAUGAGUAUGGCGGUUUCUUAAGUCCUCAAAUUGUCCAUGAUUUUCGGGACUAUGCUGAGCUUUGCUUCAACGAAUUUGGUGAUCGAGUGAAGAACUGGGUUACCAUAAAUGAGCCAACGUCUUACAGUUUAAGUGGUUAUGAAGGCGGGUCAUUUGCACCAGGUCGAUGUUCUGAUCGGAAUAAUUGCGCUGCCGGAAAUUCUAGCACGGAGCCAUAUUUGGUGAUACACCACGAGCUUCUUGCUCAUGCAGCCGCCGUUGAAGUGUACAGGCAAAAAUAUCAGGCAAAACAAAAAGGGUGUAUAGGGAUAGUGCUAGUAGCAAGCUGGGCGGAGCCAUACUCUAACACUAGGCAAGAUCGUAAUGCAGCACUCCGAAACCUUGAUUUCGUGUUUGGAUGGUUAAUGGACCCUUUGACAAAUGGUGACUAUCCACGUAGCAUGCAAUCUCUUGUCGGAAACCGAUUACCCAAGUUCUCAAAAGAGCAAUCCAAUAUUCUAAAUGGGUCGUUUGAUUUUAUUGGAUUGAACUACUACACUACUAGUUAUGCAGCCAAUGCACCUCAACCCAAUGCUGUAAAUGCAAGCCACACAACAGAUAUGUGUGUUAAUCGUUCAAACGAGCGAAAUGGCAUUCCCAUUGGUCCAAAGGCUGCUUCCGAUUGGCUCUAUGUGUAUCCGAGAGGAAUACACAAUAUUUUGCUAUACACAAAGAGAAAGUAUAAUAAUCCGCUAAUUUACGUCACCGAGAAUGGAAUUGAUGAUGCUUCAUUGUCGCUGGAGGAAGCCUUUGUGGACAAGCAUAGAAUUGAUUAUUUCUAUCACCACCUUAAGUACGUUAAUAAAGCUAUCAAGCAUGGAGUUAAUGUGAAAGGAUACUUUGCGUGGGCACUAACGGACAACUUCGAAUGGAUUAAUGGUUACACCUUUCGAUUUGGUAUGUACUAUGUGGAUUACAAGAACGGGUUGAAAAGACAUCCAAAACUGUCAGCCCAUUGGUUCAAAAGCUUCUUGAAGAAAUAGAGUGUGUGUGCAGUGCAGUAGUCAUUUAUUUCGAUUAGGUUUCGUUGUGUCUGUCACUAUUGCUAUUUGAUGGGUUUGUCACGUAGCAUACUUUAUUUAAUUAUCCUUGUUGCUUUA
Messenger RNA from Corylus avellana, 1646 nucleotides. NCBI's taxonomy places the organism in Eukaryota, Viridiplantae, Streptophyta, Magnoliopsida, Fagales, Betulaceae. The record is from RefSeq and is a predicted model, not a curated record.